Molecule: messenger RNA, 2497 nt
Organism: Nanorana parkeri
Lineage: Eukaryota; Metazoa; Chordata; Amphibia; Anura; Dicroglossidae
Gene: GGCX
Product: gamma-glutamyl carboxylase
Exons: 15
Coding region: 29-2380 (783 amino acids)
Biological process (GO): peptidyl-glutamic acid carboxylation
Molecular function (GO): vitamin binding; gamma-glutamyl carboxylase activity
Source: RefSeq, a predicted model, not a curated record
GCAGGCAGAAGCGCUGACCGCGGUGCGCAUGCGCGGAGAGGGGGGACACGGUUGUGCCUUAGUGGCACUUUUUGGGAAGAGGAGGUCAGAGGAGGCUGCGAUGGAGAGACCACAGAGUGCAGCCGCCCUGAAAUCAGAAGCGUCCCAGGUCAGGCGGCGAAAAAAUCCCAAUGCAGGCGCGCCAGAGAGAGCGGCGUCGCGGCCGCGCCAGGAACGGGGCAGCUUCAUGAAGCGGGUGUUUGGAUUUGAAGGCUCAGAUCUGUCCAGCUGGCAGCGAUUUGUCAGCCUGAUGAACCGACCGACAGACCCGGCUGGUCUCUGCGUUUUCCGCUUCCUCUUUGGACUUCUUAUGGUUCUGGACAUCCCCCAGGAGCGCGGACUCAGUUACCUGGACCACAAGUAUCUGGAUGGGCUGGACGUCUGCCGAUUCCCUCUUUUCAACAACCUCCGACCUUUGCCCCUGGACUGGAUGUACCUGGUCUACGUCAUCAUGCUACUAGGGGCCCUGGGCAUAACCCUCGGAUGCUUCUACCGCCUUAGCUGCCUGCUAUUUGUAGUGCCGUACUGGUAUGUCUUCUUCCUAGACAAGACCGCUUGGAACAACCAUUCUUAUCUCUACGGCUUGAUCGGAUUCCAGCUGACCCUGAUGAAUGCCAAUCGCUACUGGUCUAUUGAUGGCUUAUUCAGUCCUCGCAAACGCAAUGCACACGUCCCGCUGUGGAAUUACACUGUGCUCAGGACCCAGAUCUUCAUUGUGUACUUUAUCGCUGGAAUCAAGAAGCUGGAUGCAGACUGGGUGGAAGGGUACUCCAUGGGCACGCUGUCACGUCAUUGGCUCUUUGACCCAUUCAAGUUGCUCCUGUCUGAGGAGAUGACAAGCCUGGUGGUGGUCCAUUGGGGAGGUCUGAUCUUAGACCUGACGGCAGGAUACCUCCUCUUCUUCGAUGUCACACGUCCGAUAAGCAUGUUUUUCGUCAGCUAUUUCCACUGUAUGAAUUCCCAGCUGUUCAGUAUCGGGAUGUUCUCUUACACCAUGCUGGCCACCAGCCCUCUCUUCUGUUACCCUGACUGGCCACGACGACUUGUGUCCAAACUGCCCCGCUGCCUGCAUUGCAUCCUACCCCGCACUCAACCGCCGCAGAAGAGUACAGAGUGUGUCUACCCCAGUCAGAAGGGGAAAGGAACCGUGCGGUAUGGGCUGCGGCAGAAACUAGGAGCCAUCUUUACCGUCAUCUAUAUACUAGAGCAGCUGUUCCUGCCAUAUUCACAUUUCAUUACACAGGGCUACAAUAACUGGACGAACGGCCUGUAUGGUUACUCCUGGGAUAUGAUGGUACAUUCCCGCUCUCACCAGCAUGUGAAAGUUACCUAUAAAGACGGUGUCACAGGAGAGCUUGGAUAUCUUAAUCCUGGGGUGUUCACACAGACGCGGCGCUGGAAGGAUCACGGGGAUAUGCUGAAGCAGUACGCCACCUGCCUGCAUGGCCUUCUGGGGGCAUAUAACAUCUCUGAGCCCGAGAUAUACUUUGAUGUGUGGGUGUCUAUCAAUGAUCGCUUCCAGCAGAGGCUCUACGAUCCCACGGUGGACAUAGUGAAGGCCGACUGGUCACCAUUCCGUAAAACACCCUGGGUACAACCAUUACUAAUUGACCUGUCACCAUGGAGAUCCAAAUUCCAGGAGAUCGAGAGCUCUCUGGACAAUCAGACGGAUGUGGUCUUCAUAGCAGACUUCCCUGGUCUUUACUUGGAGAAUUUCCUGCAUGAAGACCUAAGCAACACCAGCAUACAAGUACUGCAGGGGGAGGUCAAUGUGGAGCUUGUGAAGGAGGCAAAGAAUUUCACCCUGAAGGAAGGAGACCAAAUGCAGCUGCCAGGUGGGGAGUACCACAAAGUGUUCACAGUGUCCCCGGGCCCCUCAUGUUACAUGUAUCUGUAUGUGAACACUACAGCUGUGACCCUGGAAAAGAACCUCACCCGCCUGCAGGAGCUAAAAGAGAGAGUGGAGAAUGGCAGCGAGAGCGCACCCCUGCCGCCAGAACUGCAGCCGCUUGUAUCAGGGACGGUAGAUGACAUCAAUAUGACGGACCCUCUGGUGAUCACCUACCUGCGUAGACAGAGGAGAAUCGAGGAAGCAGAACGUAGACGCAAUGCAACCGUCGUAGAGAGAUUUGAGAGGUUUUUCAAUAAGAAGUAUUAUAUUCUUCGUCGCAGCUUCCUGAUGACGGCCAUCUCUAUGCGAAAUCUCAUGGUGGGCCGGCCACCACUGGACCAGUUGGCGGACGAAGUCGCCUUUGCCAGUAUCAGAUAUGAGGAUUCCAGGCAGCGGGAAGACAAGACACAAGAAGCUCCCACGAGGGAACCUGAACAUACAGAUUUGUAGUUGUGCCGGGCCUGGGACCAGACUGUGAUAUUUUUAUUUUGUAUUUUUGUACACUUUUUACUGAAGAACAUUUUAUAAUUCAAACCAAGUGCAAGAAUGUGAGAUGUGCUGGAGACC